Molecule: messenger RNA, 1470 nt
Organism: Prorocentrum cordatum
Lineage: Eukaryota; Dinophyceae; Prorocentrales; Prorocentraceae
Source: the annotation of a GenBank genome assembly
AUGCAGGCAGAUGUCGGCCCUCGAAUCGCCGUGGUUGGGACUGGCAUGGCCGCCGUGAUGUGCGCCAAAACUCUUGCACACAUGGCGCAAAGUGACGUCGGCAGUGCCAGCAGUCUUCGCAAUGCUCGCAUCACACUGUGCACUAGCAGAGGUAAGCUUGCCACGCAGACGGGGCCAAAGAAUGGGAGCAUCCCACAGGCUGGUAAGCCCUUCUUUGAUUACGGGUGCCAGUAUUUCACCGCAACCGACCAGUGGUUCCAAGAGCAAGUCGGACGCUGGGAGAAGGCAGGAUUUGUGACGGCAUUGGCUGGUAAUCAAAUUGGGAUGCUUUCUGAGGCAAAUGGUUUCAAGCCUGUCCUUGGAGGAAAGUGUUGGGUAGGGAAUGGUGGCAUGGGCCCGAUGCUGGCGAAAGUCAUCGAGGACAUCAAGCAGGAGUUUCCCGGCAUCGUUGAGCAUGUUGCUGGAUUCCCAGAGUCGAGCAUGGCCGUGAAGAGCUUGUCGAAAACGUCGAAUACGUGGAGGUUGGGCACCCUUGGGGGGAAACAGUUAGGGCCGUUCGACUUCGUGAUCGGCGGCUUCGCCCAGCACGUCCUCACUGACCCGUUUCUCUUAAGUGGCGGGCAGGUUUGCCAGAAGAUGUUGCAGUGUCUGAGGCGUGUUGAGUCGAAUCAGCUGAUUCCGAUUCAGGUGUGCUUUGAGGGCGAUCCUCUCCCAGCGGCCUUCACGGCUGCGCAUGUGUACGGGGAGGAUUGUUUGAGUUUUGUUUGCAAUAAUUCCAGGAAGCCUCAGCAGAGCGGAAAAGACGGAACCCCUGGCCCACAGCAUUGGACAUUGCUCAGUACUGCAAAGUUUGCCGAGACUGAGUUCAACACCAAUCCAAAGGGUUACAAGCGCUCGGCACAGGACGGGAUGUUGGGAGCUCUGUCACGAGUGCUUGGCGUUACAGACUUGGCGAAGCACAGACCCGUGAUCAAUCGCAUCAACCAUUGGGAAGAUGGUUUAGCAACAAAUGCUCCUCCCGAUUCGAAAGGAUGUCUGUUCGAUGUGGAGGCUGGGCUGGGAUGGUGCGGAGACUUCUGCGUGUCUCCAGGGAUUCAGGGCGCCGCCUUGUCAGGGCGUGCGAUGGCCACAACCCUCAGCAGCUACAUUGGGGCCCAGUCUGGCUUCGACGAUUCUGGCAUGCUCCCUUUCGAUGAACCGUGGCGGUCUGUCCAACGUACGGAGAGCUCGAUCUUACUGGACAUCGGCGCUUUUCCCAGCGAGCUGGGUCUGACAGAAAACUGGACUCACACAGAUCUUGUACCAUCUGCUGCCGAUGGCUACAAGCCAGAGGGGCACACUGGUGCCGCAGGGGCCAGAAUCAGCAACGACACAGUCUCCGGCAAGGGCAACAAGGGCAAAGGAGAUGGCAAAGGCAAGAAAGGCUACAAGAGCGCGGUUGGAAGCAAAGGCAAAGGAAAAUCCUAUUGA